CCUAUCACGAUUGCCGGAGGGAUGACCAAAUCGGAGUAACAGUCAUGAUUGUUUCCGUAGGCGGCUUCAUCGGAAGUUGUUCUGGUGCAGGAUUCUCGCAAGGUACUGGUCGUAGACUCUGCGUGAUCAUUGCUUCAUUUAUUGCGUUGUGUUUCCUUACGGCCUAUAUCCUUCCUUCACAUCCCACGGCUCCAAGCAUUGGAGGAUUCUUUUUCGUCAUGGCAAGCAAUAUGGCAAACAGCGUUAUAUCAAUCCACAUUAGCGAGCUCAGCUCGCCUGUUUUCCGUUCCGUAAUGUCUGGAUCGGCAUACCAGCUAGGCAUCACUCUUGCUUCUCCGAGUGAAGUUAUUAUCAAUGCUUUAGCCGCUUCUUAUCAAACGCAGAAAGUAAGUUCAACGGGAGAAGUGGAAACUGUUAAAGUGUAUGGGCCAGUCAUCGGAAUUGCGACGGCAAUUAUGUACUUUUUAGUGAUUGUUUUGACUGCCAUUGGCCCCGAAAAACAUUCGGCUAAUUUUGACAAAUUUAUUCCGGCCAACAAAGGAAUACUCAAAGAUCCUUCCGUCCGAUCCGAUAAUGGGGAGGAGACCAACAGCGAUCAAAGUUUUGUUUAA
Molecule: messenger RNA, 611 nt
Organism: Meira miltonrushii
Lineage: Eukaryota; Fungi; Basidiomycota; Exobasidiomycetes; Exobasidiales; Brachybasidiaceae
Exons: 1
Coding region: 45-611 (188 amino acids)
Biological process (GO): carboxylic acid transport
Cellular component (GO): plasma membrane
Molecular function (GO): carboxylic acid transmembrane transporter activity
Source: RefSeq, a predicted model, not a curated record